AAUUAUUUUAUUAGCCAGGAAAGUCAAUACAAAGAAAAGUUGCUGGUUGAAAUGCAGAAAAAUGGAGAAAAUCUGCCGUUGUUUAACAAGUUGCGAGAGGAAAAUAACGUUUUAAAAUCCUUUAUCGAGGGCUACAAAUUAGGUCAGGAGAAAGGAAAGUUGACCGUCCCGGACCAAUCAUUAAAAGAAAGGAAUAUUAACCAAACCCAUAAUACCAUCAAAACUCAGGCUGACAUUUUACAGAAUGUCCGGAGCGAAAAUGAAACUGAAAAACUUAUUGGCAAAAUAAUCUAUGCUAAAGAUAUGAAAGAUUAUCAGGCCGAUUUUGGGGUCAUUGUGGCGACCUGCUAUCGUCAGCCUUUAAUUAAACCUUAUCCGCAAAAAAAUAUUUUUUUCACCGAUAGUGAAAAUUUUGCUUUUGCCGGGCAAGUGGCUCGUCUGCUUAUCAGUCAGAAAUACAAAUUGGAAUCUGGCAAAAUAAAAAAAGAGCAAAGA
Molecule: messenger RNA, 495 nt
Organism: Racocetra fulgida
Lineage: Eukaryota; Fungi; Glomeromycota; Glomeromycetes; Diversisporales; Gigasporaceae
Source: the annotation of a GenBank genome assembly